AUGAGUCUCAACAAAGUCGCCCACCUGAUCCUCGCGGGGACGUCACUGCUCUUGGUGGCGGGCGAGCCAUGCACAAACCCCGGCCAGAGACAUGCUUGGCACACCCUCAACAAUGCCGACAAAAAAGCCUACAUCGACGCAGAGCUCUGCCUGAUGGCCAAGCCCGCCUCCCUGGGCCUCCCCGGCACAAGGACAAAGUUUGAUGAGCUGCAAGCCAUCCACCAGCUGCAGGCGUAUUCGACGCACCAUGUCGGCGCAUUCCUCCCCUUCCACCGCCUCAUGAUGCACGCGCACGAGACGGCCCUCCGCGACGACUGCGGCUACACGGGCCGCCAGCCCUACUGGCAAGAGCAGCUCGACGCGGGGCGGUUCAGCGGGUCGGUGGUGUUUGACGCGGCGACGGGGUUCGGGGGCGACGGGUCCGGGCGGGACGGCUGCAUCACCGACGGGCCGUUUGCCAACUACACCAACAGCCUGGGGCCGGGGUACGCGGUGACGGACCACUGCAUCGACCGGGCCAUCGGCGACUCGGUGUCGACGCUCUCGUCGCAGGACAACGUCGACGGGUGCGUGGGCCAGACCACCUGGGAGCGGGCCUGGGCGUGCAUCGAGUCGCUGCCGCACGUGGGUGGCCACGCGGGCGUCGGGAGGCAAAUGGCAAACGGCGUCAGCAGCCCCGGCGAUCCGCUGUUUUAUCUCCACCACACGUGGCUGGACAAGAUCUACUGGGACUGGCAGGCCAGGGACAGGGCCGUGCGGACCACCACCAUCAGCGGCGGUAAUGUCAUGCCCGAUGAUAUGCCUGGGUUCCCGCCCAGGCCGAGCAACAUCCCUCAACCUACUGGUGCACCUGGUGACCCUGGUACCGAGACCACCUUGGGCCACGUUCUCAACAUGUACGGGAACCUGCCCAACAAGACAAUCAGCGAUGUACUAGACAUUCAAGGGGACUACUUGUGCUACGAAUAUGUCGAGCCUUGA
Messenger RNA from Pyricularia oryzae 70-15, 981 nucleotides. RefSeq lists its product as uncharacterized. The transcript has 4 exons. The record is from RefSeq and is a predicted model, not a curated record. NCBI's taxonomy places the organism in Eukaryota, Fungi, Ascomycota, Sordariomycetes, Magnaporthales, Pyriculariaceae. Bases 1 to 981 code for a protein of 326 amino acids. Gene Ontology annotation, molecular function: oxidoreductase activity.